AAAAAGACCAUAGGGAAGAAUUUACUAUUCACAGCCAAACAGGCCCUACGGAGUAAAAAGCAUCACUCAGCACUGCCCAAAACGAUACUUGGCAACAGAGGAACCCGCGAAAAUCACAAACCAUAAGAAUCAAAAAAACCAAGCGCUCAAUUUUCAGAGCAAAGAAUUUAAGCGCCCUGGCACGAAAUGGAUCGAAUCGAAGCGGCAAACGAGCUCGCUUUCCGGGUCCGGUUCUCCGGCCACAGUGGCCAUCUCAGGGUGGAGCCCAUCUCAACGGUCGAGCGCUCCGACCCCGUUAAGUCGCUUCCCGAUUUCAUUUUGCCGCCCGCAUUUCCUAGGGAAACACCCGAGUCAAUUAAAGCGUAUAUAGAAGAGACGUAUCUCUUGCCAAGAUUAGACCCUGAAGAGUUUUCACCUGAAAAAGCUGGAAGGCAGUGGGAUUUUGAUUGGUUUGAAGAGGCAAAAGUACCUUUAGAGCCAUCAUUACCACGUUCUGUUGUGAUUCCUACAUGGGAAUUACCAUUUAGACGCCAGAAGAAGGGGUCAAUGCUAGAAAAAUGGGAACCCAAAUCUGUUGAGGUGGAUGUAUCAGAACUAAUGCUUGCAUCUCAAGACUCUGGGUCUUUGACACGUGCAACUGGACCUGCAAAGGAUCUCGUCAGGGGAAGCAUCAACAACCGCCCUUUUCGUCCAGGAGGUUUGGAUGAUUCCCAAUCUUUAGAAAGGAGUCGUCCUGAAGGUGCUUCAAAUGGUGAAUGGGUACGUGAAGUUAUGAAUGGUGGCCCUGCACAGACCAGUGUUCCAAGCUUGAAGAAAGGAUUGGACCUUGGCAAUCUCAAGGCUUAUCCAUGCUCAUGGAAUGUUUAUAAGGACCGAAGUUCGCUUAAGAGCACAUCAGAUGAAAAGCUGGGGGAGUUAUCUGUACAGUUUGAUGACUUGUUCACGAAGGCUUGGGAAGAGGAUGUUGUUCCUGAAUCUGAGGUAGAUGGAACAUUGUCGGAAGCGGAGUCUGUUAAGUCAGAAGCUGAAGCAAAUGAGGCUGAUGUGUCCGGCAGUGCAAAUGAGCCUGAUGUGUCCAGUGGUGCAAAUGAGCCUGAGUUAUCUCUAUUGGAUGAUAUCUUGUCGGUAGAAUCAGGAGGAUCAGCAUCAAUAUUGGAUGGGAUUAGUGAUGGUGCUGGACAGCAGCAGCGGGAGGCCUGGGCUAUUAUUGGAGGUAGUGAAGGGAUUGCAGAGCGCUUCCAUGAACUUGUUCCUGAUAUGGCAUUAGAAUUUCCUUUUGAAUUGGAUAAAUUCCAGAAAGAGGCUAUAUAUUAUCUUGAAAAGGGAGAUUCUGUUUUUGUGGCUGCACAUACAUCAGCUGGAAAGACAGUCGUUGCAGAAUAUGCGUUCGCUUUGGCAUCGAAACAUUGCACGAGAGCUGUAUAUACUGCACCUAUUAAAACCAUCAGCAAUCAAAAAUAUAGGGAUUUCUCUGGGAAAUUUGACGUUGGACUUCUCACUGGUGAUGUUAGCUUGAGGCCAGAGGCUUCUUGUCUAAUCAUGACCACUGAGAUAUUAAGGUCAAUGCUUUACCGGGGUGCAGAUAUUAUACGUGAUAUUGAAUGGGUUAUAUUUGAUGAGGUGCACUAUGUCAAUGAUAUCGAAAGAGGCGUUGUUUGGGAAGAAGUUAUAAUCAUGCUUCCAAGACAUAUUAAUUUUGUUCUCCUUUCGGCUACGGUACCAAACACCUUUGAAUUUGCUGACUGGAUUGGUCGAACAAAGCAAAAGGAAAUUCGGGUAACUGGGACUUCGAAAAGACCAGUACCAUUGGAGCACUGCCUAUUUUAUUCUGGAGAACUUUACAAAAUAUGUGAAAGUGAAAAAUUUAUGCCUCAGGGAUUGAAAGCUGUUAAAGAUGCAUUCAAGAAAAAGAAUUUGACUGCCUUUGGUGGUGGUCGUGGAUCUUAUGCUGGUUCCUCAGCUGCUCAUGAUGCGCGUCAAUCUCAGAGACAUGAAUUCUCUAAUCGGGGAAAACAGAAUAAGCAUUCUGGGACUGGUGGGGGGAAUCAAAACAAUGGAAACAGCCAGAAUAAUUGGGGAUCAAGGAGAUCAGAAUCUUCUUUGUGGUUGUUGCUUAUUAACAACCUAUCAAAGAAAUCACUAUUACCUGUGGUUAUAUUUUGUUUCUCAAAGAAUCGCUGCGAUAAAUCAGCUGAUGGUAUGUAUGGGACUGACCUCACUAGUAGUUCUGAGAAAAGUGAGAUUCGUGUUUUCUGUGACAAAGCAUUUUCAAGACUGAAGGGAUCUGACAGGAAUUUGCCACAGAUUCUCAGAGUACAAAGCCUACUUCAUAGAGGGAUUGGUGUCCAUCAUGCAGGGCUGCUCCCAAUUGUUAAGGAAGUUGUUGAAAUGCUUUUUUGUCGUGGUGUAAUCAAGGUUCUAUUUUCAACAGAGACAUUUGCAAUGGGGGUUAAUGCUCCUGCUCGAACGGUUGUUUUUGAUACUUUAAGGAAGUUUGAUGGCAGGGAAUUUAGACAAUUACUGCCAGGAGAAUACACUCAAAUGGCAGGUCGUGCUGGCAGAAGAGGACUUGAUAAAAUCGGUACAGUUGUUGUUAUGUGUCGUGAUGAAAUCCCAGACGAGAGCGAUUUGAACAAUGUUAUAGUUGGAAGUGCAACUAGGCUUGAGUCUCAGUUUCGGCUGACCUAUAUCAUGAUCCUGCAUCUUCUUCGUGUUGAGGAAUUAAAGGUGGAGGACAUGCUGAAAAGAAGUUUUGCUGAAUUCCAUGCUCAGAAGAAACUUCCCGAUCAACAACAACUACUAAUGCGAAAGCUUGCACAACCCGCAAAAACUAUUGAAUGUAUAAAAGGUGAACCAGCCAUUGAAGAAUACUAUGAGAUGUACUCCAAUGCUGAGCAAUAUGACAACCGGAUUUCUGAGGCAGUCAUGCAGUCCCCUGCUGCACAACAAUUUCUUGCUCGUGAAAGAGUGGUAGUUGUAAAAGCACAAUCGGGCCAGGACCACUUGCUUGGAGUUAUUGUGAAAGCACAGUCUACUAGUAAUAAACAACAGUACAUUGUUUUGGUGCUGAAACCUAAUUUACCAUCAAUGGUGCAAAGUCCCCUUGCCACUUCUAAUUUACAAGAUAAAAUAAGUGCUGAUUUCCCAGAAGGUUAUAUAUUGGUACGAAAAGGAAAACGUGACGAUGAAGAAGAGUAUUAUUCUUCUGUCAAGUCUCGCAAAGGAUCAGGGGCCAUCAACAUAAAGUUGCCUCACCAUGGUACCGCUGCUGGGGUGAGUUAUGAGGUUAGAGAAGUUGAUAGCAAAGAGUUUUUAUGCAUUUGCGAUUGCAAAAUAAAAGUUGACCAAGUUGGGCUUCUUGAAGAUGGUAGUAGUGGUGCUUACUCCAAGACGGUUCAACAGCUAUUGGGUCUGAAAAAAUCUGAUGGAAAUAAGUACCCUCCAGCCCUAGAUCCGAAAGCUCUGAAGUUGAAAGACGUGGAUCUUGUGGAGGCAUACCGCGAGUGGACUGUCCUAUUGAAGAAUAUGGCAAAGAAUAAGUGUCAUGGGUGUGUUAAAUUGGAAGAACAUAUUAAAUUAGUAAAAGAGAUAAAGAAGCACAGUGAGGAAGUCGAUGCUCUAAAAUUUCAAAUGUCAGAUGAAGCACUUCAACAGAUGCCAGACUUUCAGGGCCGGAUAGAUGUUCUGAAGGAAAUUGGUUGUAUAGAUGCUGACCUUGUAGUUCAAAUAAAAGGCCGUGUUGCUUGUGAGAUGAACUCGGGAGAGGAGUUGAUUUGCACCGAAUGUUUAUUUGAGAAUCAACUGGAUGACCUGGAACCAGAAGAAGCGGUGGCAUUAAUGUCUGCCUUUGUGUUCCAACAGAAGAAUACUUCUGAACCCUCUCUUACUCCCAAGCUGUCUCAGGCCAAAGAGAGAUUAUAUGACACAGCAAUAAGACUUGGGGAGCUCCAGCGCAAAGUACAGAUAAAUCCUGAAGAGUAUGCCAAAGACAAUCUUAAGUUUGGUCUCGUUGAAGUUGUUUAUGAAUGGGCAAAGGGCACUCCAUUUGCAGAUAUCUGCGAACUUACAGAUGUCCCUGAAGGUCUGAUUGUGCGCACCAUUGUAAGACUGGAUGAGACAUGUCGUGAAUUUAAAAAUGCCGCAGCUAUUAUGGGUAACUCUGCACUAUACAAGAAGAUGGAAACCGCUUCCAAUGCGAUAAAGCGCGACAUUGUUUUCGCGGCUAGCUUGUACGUCACUGGAGUGUAACCAUUUCAUCGAUCAAUGUGGAAGCAUGGAAAGGCAUCUGGAGAAGCAUAUAUGGAACUCAUGCAUGUACAUUAAUCAACGGCCUGCUCAAUGUGCUGAAAUUCACCAGAUUUGUUGAUUUUUUAGCCAUAUGAUUUGUAUAACUAUUCCCAAAUUGAUCUGUUUCUGAUAAACAGCGACAUUGAUGUGGAUAAAUUAUAGUAAAACGUAUACCCUACAAUUGGGAUCGCGGGAAAUUUCCUCUGCCUCUUUAAUUGGGCAGGGAAAUUUCCUCCGGUGAUUAAAUA
Messenger RNA from Alnus glutinosa, 4535 nucleotides. RefSeq names its product DExH-box ATP-dependent RNA helicase DExH11. NCBI's taxonomy places the organism in Eukaryota, Viridiplantae, Streptophyta, Magnoliopsida, Fagales, Betulaceae. The record is from RefSeq and is a predicted model, not a curated record. Gene Ontology annotation, molecular function: ATP binding; RNA helicase activity; RNA binding. Gene Ontology annotation, cellular component: Ski complex. Gene Ontology annotation, biological process: nuclear-transcribed mRNA catabolic process, 3'-5' exonucleolytic nonsense-mediated decay. The coding region runs from base 187 to 4248 and encodes 1353 amino acids. The transcript has 23 exons.